AUGCCUAAAGUCUUCUUGGUGAAGAGGAGGAGCCCGGGGGUCUCGGUGCGCAGCUGGGAUGAACUUCCGGAUGAGGAACGAGCAGACACCUACAUCCCAGUGGGCCUGGGCUGCCUGCUCGGAGACCCUCCCGAGGACUGCCGCAGCGACGGCGGCAGCAGCAGCAGCAGCAGCAGCAGCGGCAGCAGCGGCGGCGGCGGCGGGAGCAGCAGCGCCGGGGAGCCCGCAGGCGCCGAGAGCAGCUCGUUCCCGCACGCCCCGGAGCCCGGCGACGCCGAGGGCCUCGAUGGACACCUGGCGGCGAAGCAGCACCCGGUUGCCAGGUCGAAAAUCAAGUUCACCACGGGCACGUGCGAGGACGCGGUACUCCACAGCUGUGACCUCUGCGGCAAGAGUUUCCGCCUGCAGCGCAUGCUCACCCGUCACCUCAAGUGCCACAACCAGGUGAAGCGGCACCUGUGCUCCUUCUGCGGCAAGGGCUUCAACGACACCUUCGACCUGAAGAGGCACGUGCGCACACACACAGGGAUCCGCCCCUACAAGUGUGAGGUCUGCCACAAGGCCUUCACGCAGCGCUGCUCCCUGGAGUCGCACCUGAAGAAGAUCCACGGCGUGCAACAGCAGUACGCCUACAAGCAGCGCCGCGACAAGCUCUACGUGUGCGAGGACUGUGGCUACACGGGGCCUACCCAGGAGGACCUGUACCUGCACGUGAACAGUGCCCACCCAGGCAGCGCGUUCCUCAAAAAGACCUCCAAAAAACUGGCAGCCAUUUUACAGAGCAAGCUGGCACCCACACACCAGGAGAGCACCAGCUUGAGUGAGGAGGAAGAGAAGAAGUGA
Ochotona curzoniae (black-lipped pika) is the source of this 843-nucleotide messenger RNA. It is a transcript of the gene OVOL2, whose product is annotated as ovo like zinc finger 2. Gene Ontology annotation, cellular component: nucleus. Gene Ontology annotation, molecular function: DNA-binding transcription factor activity, RNA polymerase II-specific; RNA polymerase II cis-regulatory region sequence-specific DNA binding. Gene Ontology annotation, biological process: epidermal cell differentiation; regulation of transcription by RNA polymerase II. Lineage: Eukaryota; Metazoa; Chordata; Mammalia; Lagomorpha; Ochotonidae. The record is from RefSeq and is a predicted model, not a curated record. Bases 1 to 843 code for a protein of 280 amino acids. The transcript has 4 exons.